AUGGCCGGCGAAAGUCCACCCCGGCUGCGAGCCGCUUCAGCCUGCGUUGCCUGCAACAAGAAGAAGAUUCGCUGUAUAUAUCCGGACGGCGGCCAGCAGUGCUCGAACUGUGCUCGGAACCACUGGACUUGCUCACCCCGCGAGCGCAAACGAAAACGCCGGAAGGUCGCUUCAGACACAAAAGAAGAACCAGAUACGACGCCUACAGGUGUAGACCAACUCACUGCUGCCUCUCUACUGCAUCCGUCACGGUCGCAGCAGUGGGAGGCCGGGUAUCCGGGAUGGGAGCCUCGUCGCGCUAUCCUUGCCGAUGGGCAGCAGCAGCCUUCCGGCACAUCGGAGUCCUCAGGGGGUCCCGGCUCCACGGCGCCAAACACUACUACUACGACGACUACGACUACGACCACGACUACGACUGCUCAGGAUGCGGAUGGAAACCCCGUGUACUCGCAAAGCGCCUCGGCUUCGGUGGCUCUGCGCUCCCAGCAGCAGCACCAGCAGGCGGAGCCUGGCCUGCAUGAGCCGGCGUCAGGGGGCAGCGCAACCUUCCUCGGCCGGUCAGAGUACAUACGAGGAGAAGUGCCUAUCAACGAAGACCGCGCAAAGGCCUACCCAGCCGUUGCUACAGAGAGUCUGACGGACGAGGACAUCCAGAUACUACAGCUGCAGCAUGCAUUCGACCUCCCUCCUCGUGCCGUCAGGGAUGGCCUGAUAGAUACGUUUAUGAAGAGAUGUGCGCCCUGGAUGCCCAUAGUCGAGAGAAGCUGGCUCAUGGAGCGUCGGGACAGCCAGCCAUCGAUUCUACUUCUCCAAGCAGUCUUCCUCGCAGCCAGUCGGGUGUCUUCUGCCCCUGCCGUCACGGCCUAUGCCUCGUCCAACGAGUUUUACCGUCGAGCAAAGGCCCUGUUCUGGUCGGGGUAUGAGAAGAAUACCAUCACGGUCAUCACUGCUGUGUGUAUCUUGCACUGGUACAACCCCGAGGGCCCCGAGCAUGUCUCGAUCAAUACCAGCGGCUUCUGGAGUCGCAUCGGAGUUGGCCUGGCAUACCAGAUCGGUCUGCACAAGGAGCCUCCGCCUGGCCGUGAGGCACCCUUACGGCGGAGACUGUGGUGGACACUAUACGCUCGGGACUGCUUGAUAUCCGCUAGCCAUGGGCGGCCACGAGCAAUCAACACCGAAGACAACGACGUCCGGCCACUCACUCCAGAAGACUUUUACGGAUGCGGAGCUGAUGACGCUCUGUUCCUUGCACACGUUGAAGUGUCUUCUCUUCUCGGCGACGUUACGCAGGCCUGCUGUCGUCGGAUGUUGACACGGCCUAAAAGGAUCAAUAUCGAAAAUGCCAUUUACAGAUGGUCGAGGGAACUACCAGAGCAACUCCGCCUCUUCCAGCGAGUCUUUCCCCCCGAAGGGUCGACGGCGUCAAAACUAGUGCUCAUGCCUUACCACUUUGAAGCACGACAGCUGCACGUCACAUACUUUGUCAUCCUCGCCAUCCUCUACCGGGCCUCCUCCCCAGGCACCAUCCCGUCUGCUGCAGCCAUCCUCGCCUCUUCCUUUGUGGCCGGAAUCUUCGAGGAUUUCCUUGCAAGGGACGAGAUCCGGUUCCUCGGCCCCAUAUUCACAUUCUACCUCCUUGCAUCGGGCGUCGGGCUGGCCUCAUGCUACUCUUACCCUCACCUCUGGGAACGAGCCCAACAGGACCUGCGAAUAAUAUGUAGUUCUCUCAAGGAGCUAUCGAAACGCUGGCCCUCUGCCAUCGGCAGCCUCAAGGCCCUACAAAGCAUGAUCGACGAGACCGCAAAGGCUGCUCGGCCCUCGGAGCGACCCCAGCCUACUCCGCUCACGACGGACCAACAGGCAACGUUCUGUGGCUUCGGCACCGAUCUAUGUCGACUUGGAGACGUCAUGCUCGCCCACUAUCCUCACGACAUCGUCGACUCAGGCAGACAGGAAGACGACCAGUAUGCCAGGACGGUAUCCGACAUGAUGACCGCAGGGAUACUAGCUGAGCUCAAGACACCCAUGGACCCUGCUUCAGCUCCCGUCGAUGAGUAUCUCCCUCUUGCCUCGGUGAUAGACCAUAAUACCCAGCUCGCCUUUGGAGUAGAGGAGCCUACUCCCAUCAUCCCCGACGAGGUCCUCUACGGCCAGUACGAGGGUAUCGGUAACUGGCUCCUUCGAGGCUGGGACUGCACAGCCGAAGUCCCAUGGCAUUAA
Nannizzia gypsea CBS 118893 is the source of this 2220-nucleotide messenger RNA. Its product is annotated as acetamidase regulatory protein. The coding region runs from base 1 to 2220 and encodes 739 amino acids. The record is from RefSeq and is a predicted model, not a curated record. Gene Ontology annotation, molecular function: zinc ion binding; DNA binding; DNA-binding transcription factor activity, RNA polymerase II-specific. Gene Ontology annotation, biological process: DNA-templated transcription; regulation of DNA-templated transcription. The transcript is spliced from 5 exons. Lineage: Eukaryota; Fungi; Ascomycota; Eurotiomycetes; Onygenales; Arthrodermataceae.